Molecule: messenger RNA, 640 nt
Organism: Myotis davidii
Lineage: Eukaryota; Metazoa; Chordata; Mammalia; Chiroptera; Vespertilionidae
Gene: EBPL
Product: emopamil binding protein like
Exons: 3
Coding region: 1-345 (114 amino acids)
Biological process (GO): sterol metabolic process
Cellular component (GO): membrane; endoplasmic reticulum
Molecular function (GO): cholestenol delta-isomerase activity
Source: RefSeq, a predicted model, not a curated record
AUGGGGUUAUGUAAGUGUAGUGCUCUGAAGGAAGGCUCUUUUGUCUACUUGUCUUUCAUGGGAAACAUUGCUGAUUCUGAUAGCUUCAUUGCUUCCUUGUGUAAGCACUUCGUACAGAUUGCUCUGUGCGUGUGUGAGUUGUAUGGCGGGUGGAUGACCUUCUCCCCGGAGUGGCUUAUGGGAAGCCCCAACCUCAACACCAACAGUCGGCUGUACUUUUGGGUCUACCUGGUAUUUUUCAAUAGUGUGUGGGUCCUGGUCCCAGGACUGUUGCUGUGGCAGUCGUGGGUAGAACUCAAGAAAAUGUAUCGCAAAGGAACCAGCUUAGGGAAAAAGUUCCAAUGAAUUUCAAAAAUCAUAAACAUUUUCUAGCUUUAUGAGCCAGACUGGAUUAAACCUUUUUGUUUUGAUAAAGUUUAAUACAUUCCAGUCUACAAUUUCUUUCAUAUUGUUAUUCCUGAACAACCAACUUCAAAUUGAUUGUAAGAUGACAAGAUUUCAUUGUUGAUUUAUUUUUCCAGUUAAAUGGCAAUAUAGGGAACAGAGAAUAAAUUUUAACUUGUCAUAAUCACAUAGUUAAUUAUACAUUUUUAUAUCUAAGAUUAAUUGUGCUAUGUUAAUAAAGCCAAUAAUCACAAAA